GAGAGGGCGUGGCCGAGGGCGGGGCGACACGAGAGUGGGCGGAGGAAGAAGGAGGUGGGCGGAGUGUCGGCGCGCGAACGCUGUUUCUCGAGUCUCUUUCUCCCCGUCUUUGUUUCCUACUCUUUUGUUAGCCAUGCCGAGCCUGCUCGUGCUCGCAGGCAUCAUGGAGAAGAACGGGGGCUACGGCGGCGAUCUGGCCGUCUCCGGCUUCGGGGCCGAGGGGCUGCUCGUGCCGCCCGACGAGGAGGAGGACGACUCCCGGGCGCUCCGGGUGGCCCUGGGCCAGCUGUCGCUGCUCGGUCUCGGGGAAGCAGAGGACGGCGGUGGUGGCGGCGGCGGCGGCGGCGGUGGCGGCGGAGGAGGAGGAGGAGUGGGAGGAGGAGGAGGAGGAGGAGGGGGUGGCGGCGGAGGAGGAGGAGGCGGUGGCGGUGGCGGGACGCCCGCAUCUGGAACCCCGGACCGCAGCAACAACAACAACAACAAUCACAACGGCGGCAUGGCGGGAGGCGGCGGGGACGCGGCGCUGCUGCAGGGCAAGGGCAAGCUGUGCGCGCUGUACGAGAGCUCCCCGUCGGAAACGAAGGCGCGCGGCUGCAACAUCACCGAGUGCGUGCCCGUCCCCAGCUCCGAGCAUGUGGCCGAGAUCGUGGGGCGACAAGGGUGCAAGAUCAAGGCUCUGCGUGCCAAGACCAACACGUACAUCAAGACCCCUGUGCGUGGCGAGGAACCCGUGUUCCUCAUCACGGGGCGCAAGGAGGACGUCUCCCUGGCACGGCGCGAGAUCAUAUCUGCCGCGGAGCACUUCUCCAUGCUGCGAGCGUCCCGCAACAAGCUGGGCGUGUCCUUCGGUGGCUCCCCACCCGCCCCGCUGCCCGGCCAGACCACCAUCCAAGUGCGGGUGCCUUAUCGUGUGGUAGGGCUGGUGGUGGGCCCCAAAGGCUCCACCAUCAAGCGCAUCCAGCAGCAGACUUGCACCUACAUCGUCACGCCCAGCCGUGACCGCGACCCCGUUUUUGAGAUCACUGGCUCGCCCAGCAACGCAGAGAGGGCUCGGGAGGAGAUAGAGUCUCACAUCGCCUUCCGCACCGGCGGGCUGCAUGACCUCAACAAUGAGAACGACUGCCUGGGGCCCGAGGGCGGAGGAGGGGGCGGCGGCGGCGGCGGCAGCGGCGGCGGCCUGGACAGCCGACUGCAGCACGUGUGGAGCGUCCAGGGAGGGCAGCGCAAACCGCUCGCCAGCAGCUACCGUCAAAACUUCUCCGACGCCUUGGUCAGUGGUGGCGGCAGCGUCGGGGGACUCUACGGCAAGGCCGGUGACUUCGCCGGCAGCAGCGAGAAACCGUCCUCCUACUUUGGCUCAGACGGGAGCCCGUGUUGGGGCGACCCCGAGUACUCCAAACAGGCAGCCUACUACACCCAGCAGCGCUCCAAAAGCUUUGGCGGUCUCCCUCUGCUGGCCAGCCGGCUGUCGCCGGGCCUCCCCGAGCCGGGCUCCAGCACCGCGGCUGGCGGUCCGCCCCACGCCCAGGCCCGGCGCGCCCACAGCGAGCCCAUUUCGGCCAGCGCGGGCUUUCCCGGCCGCCUACCGGCUGCCGACUCGCCGCCUGCCGCGCCCCGGGACUGCAUGACCUGCUUUGAGAGCAAGGUGACGGCCGCCCUGGUGCCUUGCGGACACAACCUGUUCUGCAUGGAGUGCGCCAUCCGCAUCUGCGAGCUGAGCCACCCCGAGUGCCCCGUGUGCCACGCCUUGGUCACUCAGGCCAUCCGGAUAUUCUCCUAAAGCCUCAGCCGCCUCUCUCCGUUCUCUUCUUAACCUCCUUUUUUAAAUCAUCUUCUUUUAUACAGUUACCACCGUUCUGGGGUUUUUUUUUUUUUUUUU
Molecule: messenger RNA, 1879 nt
Organism: Scleropages formosus (Asian bonytongue)
Lineage: Eukaryota; Metazoa; Chordata; Actinopteri; Osteoglossiformes; Osteoglossidae
Product: RNA-binding protein MEX3A-like
Exons: 2
Coding region: 134-1780 (548 amino acids)
Molecular function (GO): RNA binding
Source: RefSeq, a predicted model, not a curated record